AAUGCCUCUCCCUUCGGCAACGAUGUGCUCCUCGAUCAUUCGAUAACAACACGUCGUUCAGUACUCGUCGAGCGAGACACGAUGUCGUAUCGUCAAAUUUUCAAGAUGUGCGUUCUUCCGAUUAACAAAAGUACGGCAACGAGCAUUGUGCGCAUCGGAAAUAAUAUUACCAUGACAACCAAAGGAAACGUAUCAUUGCAUCGUGCUUUUACGAACGAUUCUUCUACGAAUUGUCCGACCAUUAGUGAAAUCGUUGAAAAAUGGAGUCACCGGUUUGAGAAUGAAGCUGUACCAGAACCCGUUGAAUCCAUCGAACACAUCGUCGCACAUGUCGUAGGUUUAAAAAAGCUAUUAGACGUGACGAAUUUUCGUGAUAAACGACUUACGGAAGAUCAGUUGAACGAGUUAGAAUCACUUUGUCAAUGCAGAUUGGCCAGGAUGCCAGUUCAAUACAUAAUCGGUGAAUGGGAUUUUCGAGAUAUUACUUUGAAAUUAGUUCCUCCAAUUUUUAUUCCACGUCCGGAAACAGAGAUAAUAGUUGAUAUUAUUUUAAAAAAACUAAGUUAUUUGCACGGAGACGAUCGUGAAAUCUUGGAAAUUGGUUGUGGUUCUGGGGCGAUAUCGCUAGCAUUGGCACACUCCUCUAACAAGGUAAAAUGUAUAGCAGUCGAUACUAAUCCACAUGCUUGCGAUUUAACAAAAGAAAAUUGUAGCAAGCUUGGCUUGCAAGAAAGAGUAACUAUUAUACAGGCAACUUUGGAAGAAGAUGGAACAUUAAAAUCUUCUGAAAGUAUGAAUUUCGAAACUAAAAGUUUUGAUUUUAUAGUUAGCAAUCCACCGUACGUGCCAACCAAGAACAUAUUAAAAUUAGAACCAGAAAUUAAAAUUUAUGAAGAUUUAAGAGCUUUAGACGGCGGAGAAGAUGGAUUGAAGAUUAUCAGACCUCUUAUACAAUACAGUGCCAAGGCAUUAAAACCAGGAGGUCAUCUCUUUGUCGAAGUGGAUCCAGCACAUCCAGAGUACCGCUGGAUCCUCCGGUGAGAGUUGAGAAUCCGCUAGGAUACGUCUGGUAUCCACUUCUGGUAGAUUAGGUUUGUGAAACGGACCGGCACUGAGUGGUCUCGAGCCCCAAGUACCACGUGUAUGACUUGACUGGCCAGUUUCAGGAAUAUCCUCUGCCAAAUUUCUUCUUGAUGCUGACGUGCGAGGUCGAGUACUUAAUUCCGCAGGCGGAGUUGACGUCGGACUAAAAACGAUAAUAAAAUUUGAAGAAGAAAAAAAAAA
Molecule: messenger RNA, 1284 nt
Organism: Vespula vulgaris
Lineage: Eukaryota; Metazoa; Arthropoda; Insecta; Hymenoptera; Vespidae
Gene: HemK1
Product: MTRF1L release factor glutamine methyltransferase
Exons: 6
Coding region: 82-1041 (319 amino acids)
Biological process (GO): protein methylation
Cellular component (GO): mitochondrion
Molecular function (GO): protein methyltransferase activity; nucleic acid binding
Source: RefSeq, a predicted model, not a curated record